AUGCAAUCUCAAAAACAUUGGAUAAUAAUCAGAAAGUUGGAGUAUUUGGUCUCACGUUGCCAGAAUAUUGAGAGUAAGAAGAAGCUGGAUAAACAAAUGAACACUGUAGCAAAAGCUGGGAACGUCCUCUAUUUAAGUGGGUUGUUUUCUGUGGAUAUACAUGUCUCACACUGCUCAACCACAGGGCCUCACGUGACUCAGGGGUUGACCACACGCAGAUAUGCAGAGGCAUACAGCAGGUUGACACCACCACCAACAGGAGUCAUAUUAAAAAGAGGGGAAAUUUAUACCGUCUUGGAUGUUAGCAAAAAACUGUUACCCCAAAACAAUAAAUUACUCUAUUUUCCGAAAAAACAGCCAUAUAACACUGAUUCUACAACUCCUUCAAAAUGCCUCAAUACAAAAAGGGCCAGGAUGUGCGCUACAAGCCUGUGGGCAGUACGUAUAGAGAAGAUAUUCUCAUCUGCUAAGAGAGAUAUACCGAUAACACGGAUAUAUAAUUCUGAAGAUGUCGGAAGCCCCUUAAAGGAGCUAGAAACUCACGAGCCGAAUGGAAUUAACAUCUUUAUCAACAAUGCUGUGGUAGCCUUAGAGGCGGGGAAGAAAAGCCAUGAAUCAUCUGUUGACUACUAUUCUUCUGAGUCCGCACGCUCGUGGCUUGAGGGAGACGGAAGAGAUGUUUGGCAACAAACAUUAAUCUCAAACUUGACCCCUCAUUAUUUCCUUACUGCAAGGCUUAUUCCUGCCCUGGACAUUCGUCUUCCAACAACUAAAACACAUUCAUCCGGCCAGUAUGCCUCUACAGUAAGUAAGGCAGCAUUCGGCCUUACCCACUCCGUAUCUGGGUCAAUUGCAUAG
This is a messenger RNA of Microsporum canis CBS 113480, 858 nucleotides long. RefSeq names its product short chain dehydrogenase/reductase family protein. The transcript has 5 exons. NCBI's taxonomy places the organism in Eukaryota, Fungi, Ascomycota, Eurotiomycetes, Onygenales, Arthrodermataceae. Bases 1 to 858 code for a protein of 285 amino acids. The record is from RefSeq and is a predicted model, not a curated record.